Molecule: messenger RNA, 3365 nt
Organism: Closterium sp. NIES-67
Lineage: Eukaryota; Viridiplantae; Streptophyta; Zygnematophyceae; Desmidiales; Closteriaceae
Source: the annotation of a GenBank genome assembly
AAUGAAGUGGGGGCACCACGUCAGGCCUGGCCCACGCUGGUAGCGACCCCAGGCAGCUAUGCCUUCCGGAUGCAGGAUGGACAGCCAGGGCCCGGAAUGGUGCAGGUCCUGUCCACUGGAGAAUGGGAGGAACCCUUGGCAGUGGAGCGAGAGCGGGCAAUAGGUGGGACAUAGGGGAGGGGCUGGAGGAGGGACAGAAGGAGGAACUAACGGGGGUACUCGAGAAGGCCAGAGACGCCUUCGCAUACUCACUGGCAGAACUGGGCAAGUGUAACCGGACAGAGAUGGAGAUUGAUUUGCAGAGCUCUGAGCCUGUGUAUCAAAGGAGACGGAGACUGAGUCCAGGGGAUCGCGACAUCGCUAUAGCCAAAUGCAAAGAGGUGCUAGCAGCCAGCUUGAUUCAAGAAUCAACAUCAGAGUAUGCAGCGGCAACUGUGGUAGCGGUACACAAGUACUUGACAGGAGAAAUGCUAGCAAGACGGAUGUGGGAGGAUUAUCGAGGCCUGAACCGCAUGACGAAGAGCGAUAGGUACCCCAUGCCGAUGGCGGAGGAGAUUUUUGACAAGCUGGCGGAAGGGAGGAUUUACUCAACUUUAGACCUCCGGCAGAGAUUCAAUCAGAUCCCAAUCAAGGAAGAAGAUAAGGCCAAGACCGCGUUUCACGGUGGCGGGGUUGACGUGCCAUCCAGAGAAAUGCCACUUGGGGUUAAGACAGUAGCUUACCUGGGGUUUCAGGUGGGAGAAGGCGGGCUCUCGGUGCAGCAGGCGAAGGCGGAGGUGGUUGACAGGCUGAAGGCGUCCACAGAUCGUAGCACUCUGAGAGCGCAGCUGGGAUUCUUGAGGUACUACCGCAGGUUCAUCCCGAACUUCAGCAAGACAGCCAAGCCACUAAAUCAGUUGUUAAGUGAGGAUGAAGGAUGGAAGGGCGGGAAAGAGCAAGAGAGAGCAUGGACCACCCUCAAGGAGGCCGUGAAGACGGCGCUGCUGCUGAAGCUGCCUAACCCAGACGAGCCUUUCCUGCUGUACACAGACUGGAGCAGCAGUGGGAUGUGCACUGUGCUCUGUCAGGAAGAAAAAGGAAUGGAGAGGGUGGUGGCGUACGCCAGCAGGUCAUGUAGCCCAGCGGAGAGCAAUUAUAGCUCGUACGAGGGAGAGGGGUUAGCGGCAGUGUGGGGGAUAGCACUGUUCCGGCCCUACUUGCAGGGGAGGAAGUUCACGCUGGUGACCGAUCACCAACCACUGCUCUGGCUGAUGACGAACCAAACCCCAAAGGACCGGAAGGGGAAGAAGUUCCUGAGAGGCGACUAUCCAAAGAAAUGCCACUUCGGGGUUACGACAGUAGCUUACCUGGGGUUUCAGGUGGGAGAAGGCGGGCUCUCGGUGCAGCAGGCGAAGGUGGAGGUGGUUGACAGGCUGAAGGCGCCCACGGAUUGUAGCACGCUAAGAGCGCAGCUGGGAUUCCUGAGCUACUACCGCAGGUUCAUCCCGAACUUCAGCAAGACAGCCAAGCCACUAAGUCAGUUGUUGAGAAAGGAUGAAGGAUGGAAGUGGUGGAAAGAGCAAGAGAGAGCAUGGACCACCCUCAAGGAGGCCGUGAAGACGGCGCCGCUGCUGAAGCUGCCUAACCCAGACGAGCCUUUCCUGCUGUACACAGACUGGAGCAGCAGUGGGAUGUGCACCGUGCUCUGUCAGGAGGAAAAAGGAACAGAGAGGGUGGUGGCGUACGUCAGCAGGUCAUGUAGCCCGGCGGAGAGCAAUUAUAGCUCGUACGAGGGAGAGGGGUUGGCGGCAGUGUGGGCGGUAGAGCUGUUCCGGCCCUACUUGCAGGGGAGGAAGUUCACGCUGGUGACGGAUCACCAACCACUGCUCUGGCUGAUGACGAACCAAACCCUGAAGGACCGGAACGCUCGAUGGGCUAUGCAUCUACAGGAGUUCGAGUUCGACGUGAAGCAUCGACCGGGGAAAGACUUUGCAGCAUGUGGAUGGCCUAACUCGCCAGAGGCAAGAGGGAGACGAGAGGAGAGAGGUGCGGGCAGAGGCCGCACUUACUUGUAUGGCGGUGGCCCUGGAGAAGGAGGGAUGGAACCGGAAGACAGAGACAGCAAAGGGCAGUUGAGAGAUUUGGGAAGACCAGCCAGUGCUCGCCUGGGGUUCAGGGCAGGGGACCGGAAGGGGAAGAAGUUCCUGAGAGGGUGCGAGUGCGGGGGGGUGCAUUACCGAUGGCAGACGGAUCAGCAGCAGCUGGUGACAGAAGAUGGGUGGCGGAUAGUGCCACGGCCAGAGGAAAGGGAGGCCCUGAUCGUGAAAGUACAUACACAGUUGGGGCACUAUGCCGUGGAACGGACCGUACAGAUGCUGCAGACCAUGUACUGGUGGGCGGGCCUGAGAAGAGAAGUGAAGGAAGUGCUGGCCAGAUGUGAGCCAUGCAGCCAGAGCAAGGCAAAGCUGGAGCGAACCAAGGCAGAGCUGCAGUCUCUACCCAUCGGUUCAAUCGGGUAUCGCUGGUCCUUAGACAUGGUGGGGGAAAUGCCGCUAUCUCGGCGAGGCAAGCAAUACAUUCCGUGAUGAUCGAGCUCACGAGCAAGUGGAUAGAGGUGGCAGCACUGGCAUGGAAGACAGCAGCAGCAGUGGCAAAGGCUUUCACCCAGCAAGUCGUAACCAGGUCGGCGCAUGUGGGGAAGUUCUGACGGACAAGGGUGGAGAAUUUGCGGGAGAAUUCCACGGCCUGCUGCAAGAGCGGAAGGAAGGAGUAGGUGGAGGACCUAGGCAUGGGACUGAGCUGCAAAUUGGGGAUGAGGUGUACCUGAAGGAGCCGCGGCAUAAUACGCUGGAGUGUGGCCUGAGUAAGCAGCGGUGGGUCGUGCGCAGGAAGGAGGAGUCGGGGGUCCUGACACUACAGAAUGCGCCAGGGAGGUCGGUUCAGGAUCAUGUGACGAAUGUCGCCCGAGCAUCCGGUUCGCGACCAAGCAGCGGGGGCGCAGGGCAGACCGAGAGGGGGCAUGAGUCAGGGGAGUCGAAACUCAUCACAUACAAGCGUAGGGAAGGCAAAGAAUCUUAGGAACCAGGUUAGGCAUUGCAGAUGAGAGCUGCGGGGAGGGGAGGAGGCUAUGCGACAGCUGUCGCAUGAACCUCGUUGUACCCGUUACCGAGUUUUAUGGGACAGCGCGGGAGGUGCAGGUGCGGAAUUAGAGGUUCGGAAAAUGUUGUAAGCAAGUGUAUAUAGUGUACAUAGCCGACGAAUCUUUCGAUAAAGGUACAGUGAUGGGCGAGCUGGGAGCGGUUGGCCAGCUGGGAAGGAAGCAGGUUGGGGCAUGACACGUAAGUAAGCAUGAGGAGCGGUUUGGGCAGUAAAAUCAGCGAAUGAGA